AUGAAAAUGAGUCGAACCAACGUACCUGAAGAUGUCAAAGAACGCAUCAAAGCGUCUUACGAUAUUAUAGCGCCGAAAUAUAACGAAUGGACGGUGAAACACAUCCCUCUACGGCAGGAGUAUACAGCAAAGGUCUUUGAAUUUAUAUCUGCUUCUGGUCCUUUGCAACAACCCCGCUUCCUCGAGCUCGGCUGCGGCGCUGGACUGCCCAUUACGAAAAAGCUUCUAUCGCACCCAGAAGCACAUGUCACUGCAAAUGAUAUAUCGACCACCCAGAUCGAACUUGCAAGGAAAAAUCUGCUCGGGGCUGCGGAAGAAAAUGCUAGAAGCUCAGAACGCUUGGCUCUCAUUGAGGGGGAUAUGACAAAGCUCUCCUUUACCGACCAAUCCUUCGACGCUGUAUUCGCCUUCUACAGCUUGAUACACCUCCCUCGUACAGAACAGACCGAGAUGGUUGGAAAGAUUGCACGGUGGCUGAAGCCCGGCGGCUACCUAGUUGCUAAUUUUUUCGAUAGUGACAAGGAGGCAGUUGUAAUGGAGAAAUGGCUUGAUAAGAACGAUUGGAUGUUUUGGAGUAGCUGGGGUAAAGAAGAGACGUUGAAAAUAAUAGAGGAAGCCGGAUUUCAAGUCGUUGCCAGUGACGUAAGGAAGGAUGAGGUUAAUUCUUCGUUUCUUUGGGUCGUUGGGAAGCGAUAA
Daldinia childiae is the source of this 696-nucleotide messenger RNA. RefSeq names its product Sterol 24-C-methyltransferase erg-4. The coding region runs from base 1 to 696 and encodes 231 amino acids. The record is from RefSeq and is a predicted model, not a curated record. The transcript has a single exon. Lineage: Eukaryota; Fungi; Ascomycota; Sordariomycetes; Xylariales; Hypoxylaceae.